AUGGACGCCAGACAGGUCGAUCCCGACGUCGCGACGUUCCUCGAUGCAGCACUGUUGAGUGGGCACACAACACGCAUCCUCCACGCGCUGCUGCAAGGGCCGGACUCUUGGAGACUGCGACUGCAACUGCAAAAGUUGGCCGGCGUGCAGCGCGUGCUGGACACUGCAAGCGUUGCCUCUUGCUUCUUGCCCGUGGCCGCACCCAUCACAAAGCUAAUCGCUUCCGACCGCUCCGAGGUGGUGAAGCAGGCGUGCAGGCACAUGAGCACAGCGCUCAACAAAGCCCAAGUCUUUCGUCAAGCUGGCAAAGACUGCCUCUCAAAGAUCACCAGCGUGUCGAAAUACGAUAUCAAGAUCCUUGUGUACCUGUACGCUCGACGCCUCAUCGUGCAGCAGGUGACGACGGUCGUCACAGUAUGGCCCAAGCCGGAACUGGCUGAGCACUGCGACGAUCUGUUGCUCCUCCUCACUGGCGCCAUUGAAGACCCAAAAGGUUUCGUUCGCUUGUUGGCCCGCCAAUCGUUGUGCGCGUUUGCCGAGGCAUGGAGCGAGCGCAUGGAACAAUUCGCAGAGAUUCUGCCGCUGCCCCAACGACCCUUGAUCAUCGUAGAACACCCGUCGGGGGCGACUUCCGCUAUGACGUCAGUUGCGUUCAGCGCCGACCACCCGCCACGAGGGAAACGAGGCUACUCGGUGGUUGACGAAGAUUCGUUAUGCAAUGCAGCGCAGGCCCCGUGGUGGUCACUAGCAACGUGCGUGCCCAAGGCGGUCUUUGGCUGUUGUGAAGUCGAUGCUCUGCUCGGUCUGUGGACUGAUGCAGUGGAUUUACACUUGGGCGAUGUCGUCCAACGUUGA
Molecule: messenger RNA, 855 nt
Organism: Aphanomyces astaci
Lineage: Eukaryota; Oomycota; Saprolegniomycetes; Saprolegniales; Verrucalvaceae
Exons: 10
Coding region: 1-855 (284 amino acids)
Source: RefSeq, a predicted model, not a curated record